Thelazia callipaeda (thelaziosis nematode) is the source of this 441-nucleotide messenger RNA. NCBI's taxonomy places the organism in Eukaryota, Metazoa, Nematoda, Chromadorea, Rhabditida, Thelaziidae. The record is from the annotation of a GenBank genome assembly.
AUGGAUACGACUCAAUUUGAAUCCGAUCAAGGUGAAGGAUUGGAAUCAGAACAUUUUCUCAAAACAGGACCGAAGGAUGAAACAUGUCAAAAGGCAAAAUCACGUCGUACACUGGUAUAUGGUUUAAGAGAAGUGCGCAAAUUGUUAACACUUGGUGAAGUGCAAUGUGUAAUCCUAGCUCGCGAUAUCGAAAUCGAUAAAAUUGAACUUAUGAAGAAAGCCGAAGCAGUCAAAGCAUUAUGUGUAUCAAAUGGGGUAAAUAUUGUGCGAGUAUCAUCAAAGCACAGUUUAUCUAAAGCUGUAGGGAAAUGGCCUAUUGUGUCUGCAGUAGCAGUACUUAAUCGUAGUUUUGCCAAGGAUGCUUACAGUGAAAUGAUGCAAAAAUUAACAGCAGUUUGUUCUUGUGAGCGAAUAGCUGAUCCUAUGGAUCAAUCAUUCUAA